This is a messenger RNA of Caenorhabditis elegans, 1460 nucleotides long. It is a transcript of the gene octr-1, whose product is annotated as G-protein coupled receptors family 1 profile domain-containing protein. Gene Ontology annotation, molecular function: signaling receptor activity; G protein-coupled receptor activity. NCBI's taxonomy places the organism in Eukaryota, Metazoa, Nematoda, Chromadorea, Rhabditida, Rhabditidae. Gene Ontology annotation, biological process: signal transduction; G protein-coupled receptor signaling pathway. The coding region runs from base 35 to 1261 and encodes 408 amino acids. The transcript is spliced from 9 exons. Gene Ontology annotation, cellular component: synapse; plasma membrane; membrane. The record is from RefSeq and is marked reviewed.
UUUCAGACCGUCCAUGAACAAAUAACAUCACAUAAUGUGGAACCUUAACUGCAGUGAAAGCGACACAAAAGUCGCUUGUCUGAAUCUGGGAGAAGCGGUGCUCACAAUAUCCUCAAUGCUCACAGUCAUGCUACUUAUAAUAUUUGGAAAUCUGCUUGUGGUGGUCACAGUUUACCGGGAUCGGAAGUUACGAAUGCAGCGACAGAACUGGCUAAUCGUGAGUCUCGCCGUUGCGGAUAUGCUAGUCGGACUGCUGGUCAUGCCACUAACUCUGACUUACGAAAUAGUUGGUGAAUGGACCAUGGGUAACAUUCUUUGUGAGAUUUGGUUGGCGUUAGAUGUUCUUUUUGUUACCGCUUCCAUCUUGCACAUUUGUGCAAUUUCCUUGGAUAGGUACUUCUCGGUAACUUCGCCACUCACAUAUCCAGCAACUAGGACUCCUCUCCGAAUGUUUAUUUAUAUUGGAGUGUCUUGGAUUGUUUCUCUUCUCAUUUGCCUCCCACCAAUUUUCGGAUGGCGACCGGAAAGGGCAGAAGGAGAGUGCUCCGUUAGCACUGAUCUCGGAUAUGUGCUCUACUCGUCCCUGGGGUCUUUCUACAUUCCCGUUGUCAUUCUCAUCAUCGUUUAUGCCAAAAUCUACAGUAUAACCAUCCGUCAUAGUAGGCAGCGACUGAAGGAAACAGAGAGGAGAGAUCAUACAUUGAAUAUGUUGACAAUUCGAAGCAGUACUAAUGAACGUUACAAUAUGGAGUACGAACUUGAAGAGAACUCCGACCCAAUUGAAGAUGAAAAAGAAAAAGUCGUUACCAACCGAGAUAUGAUUAACAAAGUAUGUUGGCAGCUUCGAAAAAUAUCCGAAGAAUUGCCAAGACAAGGAGUCAAGGUGAGUAUUGCUCUUGACACAAAUCAUAACAGCCCACCUGCAUCUGAUUUGACUAGAAAACUGGAAGAGAAGAAGUUUUGUGAGAAGCGAAAAAGGAAGCUGAAGGCAAAAGAACGACAGGCUACUUUGUUGCUUGGAAUUAUUUUGUCAGCGUUUAUUCUUAGCUGGCUGCCAUUCUUUUUAAUCUACGUCAUUGGUGCUUUUGGACAUGAAGCUCCACCAUUGGUUUUCAAAUUCUUUUUCUGGUUGGGUUACUGUAACUCUGGUAUCAACCCGGUGAUCUACACAGUAUUCAAUCGUGAAUUCAAACGGGGUCUUUGCAAACAGCUGCACAAAUUUGAGCGAUUCAUUCAUCCACUCAUGGAGUUCUACAAAUGAAAACUAGUUUGCAAUUUGAGCAAUUCGAAACGGGUCGCGCCCUCCUUUAUCCAUUUUGAUUCAUGCCAUGUUCUUCUCUUUUUAAAACAUAAUCAAAAUACAAAAAAGCUUUACUGUUAAACUUGUAUGAAAUAAUAAUAAUUAAUCACAACAAUAUUUUAUUUAUAAUAAAAAUAAUAAUAAAGUUAUUUAUUUGUAA